AUGAGCGACAAGAACCUUGUCAAAGAGACCCUGGCCCUUAUGGCUUCUAGCACCUCACGCGAAGGAGUCCAAGCAAUUCGGUUAGCCAGCCACAACAAAAUAGUCGAUAUCGCAACCCACAAGGACACCGCCGGACAGGAGAUCGUGCUCUGGAGCGACAUUAUCAUGGUCUUUCGUGAUGCACUCUACCUCCAAUAUGGAACAAAAGCUAUCCCCUUCCUCAAGGGUCCUGAUUUCAAAGUUCUUGACCCUCUUCGGAUUGCCGCGAUUCCGGGAGCCACCUUGGAGGUUGUCGUUGACGACGACGAUGACGACGAAUCAACGACUACUGUCAGCAAGAGAGCGACUUUGUCUCGGGGCACCGUUCAAAAAUCAAAGUCAACAAAGCAGAAAUCGACCCCACAACGAUCUACAGGCCGCUCUGUAGCACCUCCGACACCAACGCCGCCACCACCGAUCCCAACAACACACAGUUCUGCACCUCAAGCGCUACCGCUGGAAAUAACAUUAGAGAUUUCUCCAGCGUCAUCGUAUGAGCCAACCUCUCUGGGAUCGUUAUUCACGUCACCCUUCUCCAAGGUCACCCCAGAGGCUCCCACAAGAACGCAGCAACGAAGACCUCGUGUCGCAUCUAACGCCAUCCAGGAAACAUCAACGGUUGAGUCAUUGGCAGUGGCAACCAAUUCUCAGGAGACAGCCAACAACAAGGACCAGCACAAUGCAACCCUACGGAACCCUCAAUAUGGACUGGUGGAAGAGGCAUUGGCCAACUACAACCAUAUGGAGGUUCCAGCAGAGGCACUCAAGCGUCUCGAACCACACAAAUAUAAGAAUGACGCUCGCAACCCUCAAUGCGGGUCCGACACGCCGACAGACAUUCAACGCACAAACAACACCAACCAAGGGCAAGCCCCUCAGGAGUACGGCAGCCUUGAUAAUGAAGAGUACGGCGACCCGACGAAACCCAAGAGCACUAACGAGACAAUCAUGUGGGCGAACCAAGGCGAUCCCGAGGCGCAAGUUGCGCUAGGAAACUUGUAUCGUCAUGGCAACAUCGAUCUUACAAAGAACUUUCAGGCGGCGAUGGAUUGGUACCUCAAGGCAGCAAAGCAGGGUUACGACAUGGCGCAGUACAGUGUCGGCAUUCUGUACUACGUUGGUGAGGGCGUUCAGCAAGACUAUGCCAUGGCCGAAGAAUGGUUCCGCAAGGCUGCAGCGCAGGGAGGAGAGUCAGUGGUUCCGUACAUGUUGGGCAAGCUGUACGAGGAAGGUCAUGGCACCCAAGACAGCCCAGAAGAGGCUCAGUCUUGGUACCUCAUGGCCGCCGCGCGAAACUAUAUCCCUGCUCAGUUGGCCCUCGGAUCGUUGUUGGUGUCCGGCCAUGGUGGUCGCAUCCCAGAGAAGGAUCGGAACUACUCGGGCGCGAUGGAUUGGUACCUGAAGGCGGCGCACGUAGGUGACGCACAGGCGCAUUAUGAAAUUGGACGGAUGUUUGAUGAAGGGGUGGGUGUUGUUCAGGAUGACUUGAAGGCGAGACAGUGGUAUGCACAGGCGUCUGCGCGUGGCCAUGCUGGUGCUGAGGAGAGGUUGCAGUCGUUGGGGUCAAAGUCACAGGCCCAAGUGGAAUCUAGGUAUGGUUCUUUGAAGGGACUCUUUGGCAGACUUAGCGAGGGGAUCUUUUGA
Linnemannia hyalina is the source of this 1683-nucleotide messenger RNA. Lineage: Eukaryota; Fungi; Mortierellomycota; Mortierellomycetes; Mortierellales; Mortierellaceae. The record is from the annotation of a GenBank genome assembly.